GAAACCACGAUUAUUUGCCAUAGCAUUUGGCUGAAAGUAUUUCUGUGUACUGAAAGCUGAUUGGGGUGUCUAGGGUAGCAAUGAGCUCGUCCAAUAGGGUCCCGCCCCUUUUGUGAUACUAGUAGGUCAUCGACCUUACGAAAAUGUGCCAACUCUGACGACGGCAGGUUCAGGGUUCUCUUCCUGGUAGUUGUACCCUCCAAACAUGGCCGCUCCACGAGUGCCUGCCCCCGAUCCCAACCCGGAAAUCAAGUACACUCAGAUUUUCAUCAAUAACGAGUUUGUGAACUCUGUGAGCGGGAAGACGUUUCCUACCAUCAACCCGGCCACGGGGGAGAAGAUCUGUGAUGUUCAGGAGGCGGAGAAGGCAGACGUUGACAAGGCUGUGGCGGCCGCGCGGGCAGCGUUUCAACUGGGGUCUCCCUGGCGGAACAUGGAUGCAUCGCAGCGUGGGAGGCUCCUCUUGAAGCUGGCGGGGUUGAUACAGAGGGAUGCUGCGUACCUAGCCAGCCUAGAGACACUUGACAACGGCAAACCGUACGUCCACUCGUACUUUGCAGACGUGAUGUCCCCCAUCCAGAACCUGACGUACUUUGCCGGCUGGUGUGACAAGAUCACCGGCAAGACCAUCCCUGUUGACGGCCCGUAUUUUACCUACACCCGCAUGGAGCCUAUCGGAGUCUGUGGAGGAAUCAUUCCUUGGAACUUCCCCAUCAACAUGUUCAUAUGGAAGGUGGCACCCGCCCUGGCUGCCGGCAACACCGUGGUGAUCAAGCCAGCCGAACAGACGCCUCUCACCGCUCUAUACCUGGCGUCACUCAUAAAGGAGGCGGGUUUCCCCCCGGGUGUAGUGAACGUGCUGCCCGGGUACGGUCCCACCUGCGGCGCGCACAUCGUGGAGCACAUGGACGUGGACAAGAUCGCCUUCACGGGGUCUACAGAGGUCGGUAAAAUCAUCCAGGUAGCGGCUGGUAAGAGCAACGUGAAGCGGGUUUCCCUGGAGCUGGGCGGCAAGAGUCCGCUCAUUGUCUUCGCUGAUGCCGACCUGGACACAGCAGUUGAGGAGGCCCACCGCUCGGCGUUCUUUAACCAGGGCCAGGUGUGCUGCGCCGGGACCCGCACGUUUGUGCAGGAGGGCGUCUAUGACGACUUCGUCAAACGGAGCGUCGAGCGAGCCAUGCAGAGAACCGUCGGCGACCCGUUUGACAUGAGAAAUGAACACGGACCGCAGGUUGAUAAAGACAUGUUUGACAAGGUCAUUCGACUUAUCGAGAGUGGAAAGAACCAAGGUGCCAAUCUGCAGUGUGGUGGCAGUCGUCAUGGCGACAAGGGUUUCUUCAUCCAGCCCACCGUGUUCUCGGACGUCCAGGACGACAUGACCAUCGCCAAGGAGGAGAUAUUUGGGCCCGUUAUGAGCAUCUUCAAGUUCAAGGACAUGAGCGAGGUGAUUGACCGAGCGAACAACACCACCUACGGGCUGUCGGCUUUCGUCUUCACCAAGGACAUUGACAAGGCGCUUACCAUCGCCAACUCCGUACAGGCUGGGACGGUCAGUGUGAACUGUUACAAACCGACAAUAACUCAGGCGCCGUUCGGAGGCUUCAAACAGUCCGGACACGGCCGAGAGCUGGGCGAGUAUGGGGUUCUCGAGUACUGUGAAGUGAAAACGGUAACCGUCAAGUUGUCCCACAAGAUGUGAACAUAUGGCAGGCUCUGCAGAUCGGACCACCCCCAUACACAUCCUUGCUUCACCCCGUGUGUCGUCCAUAAUCACACAGUGUAAACUACAUAAUAAUCAACAUUUGGGCCUGCGUUAUGGGACUCCCGUCUGGAAUACAACAUUACGACUUCUCAGUAGAAAACUUCUCACUUCUCAUUGCUUAAAGAAUAAAUCAAUAGAGCUCACAUUGUCACAUUUCCUCUCUCCAUGUUAUGGUAUUUGGUAUCAACACAUUGGUCACAAUAUCUUCUGAUUGAAAACAUCCACUUUGCUCAUUUUCCUUAUGUCUUUACUUUUGUUCAUUAGUGCCUCGUGUCCAUACAAUAGACAGACGGAGCUGAACCGAACUGAUUUUUGUUAUAUAUAUAAUUGGCUCAAUACACUUGGUAGCAAGUAGAAGUAUACCUUGAAGAAGAAGUACUGUAUACCAUAAUGCACGGCUGUUGACAACUCCCUGUAAUUAGUUAAAGCAAGAAUAACAUCAUUACGCUGAUGUGUUGCAAUGUUACAUUGUAGACGAUGUUCAACGGCAUUAACGUGUCAAGUAGGUUGUCGACGUACCGGAAAUUUCGUCACCCUUGAUGCUGCAACAGAAAUUAUGUUCUUGGUAUCUUUUGAUCUCGACAUGCUAUGGUGAUGAUUUUUGGUGGUAGCUGCAGUGACCUUUUUGUAAGAAUAUCUCAAGGUGGAUAACUAAACAAAGAAACAACGUUAACGAAUUCCCAUGAUAUUCAGUGUGUAGGUAGUUUAGACAGAGAUCUGUAUCUAUAUAGCCGGUAUAACCGCCCUUCGGCGUAACACACCAGCUUCGCAGGCAAGCGGCGCGGCAGAAGUACACAAUGACAUACAAAUUCUACAAAUUAGGACUUUAUUUGGAAAACUGGCAAUUUUAGUGUUUUCUACAGUAAGACUUUAAUACACAAAAUGUAUAUAAUCUAUGGAAGAUGAAACUUAAACAGAUACUGACUAUGCAAAUGAGAGACUAAUUUGCAUAUUUAAAAUUAAGUGAUCCAUAAUUCCUUGGUUGAAAAUGAUGGGAAUUACCCACUUGUGACAUGUGUAAAUUACUUGAAGGUGUACAUCACUAUGUAUAGAUUAUGUAAAUGUCAAAUUCAUUUUCAUAAUUCAUGAUCAAAUGUAAACAUGGAAUUCCGGAAAAUAAAAGGGCUUUUACACAUACAA
This is a messenger RNA of Branchiostoma floridae (Florida lancelet), 2902 nucleotides long. Its product is annotated as retinal dehydrogenase 1-like. Bases 206 to 1699 code for a protein of 497 amino acids. NCBI's taxonomy places the organism in Eukaryota, Metazoa, Chordata, Leptocardii, Amphioxiformes, Branchiostomatidae. The record is from RefSeq and is a predicted model, not a curated record. The transcript has 15 exons. Gene Ontology annotation, molecular function: aldehyde dehydrogenase (NAD+) activity.